AUUCGUAAGCUUUCACCAUUGGAGAGACAGAACACGAAUCGUGUGUGGUACUUGCCCAUAUUCCCUGUGUUCAAUCCGAACAAGCCUAGCAAGGUCAGAAUCGUUUGGGACGCGGCGGCAACUGUUGGUGAAACUUCUCUAAAUACUGUUUUGAUGAAAGGGCCAGACAUGCUGACAGCAUUGCCGUCUGUCUUAUAUAGGUUUCGUGAAAAACCAAUUGCUGUGUCUGGAGAUAUUGCAGAAAUGUUCUUGCGAAUACAGAUGAAUGAGGACGAUCAACAAUGUCAGCGCAUCCUGUGGUGCAAUCAAGACGGUACUGUUGGCGAUUAUGUUGUGACAGUGAUGACUUUUGGCGCCAAGUGCUCCCCGAGUUGCGCCCAAUUCGUCGUAAACGAAAACGCCGCCAAAUUCAAAUCGGACUUUCCGGAAGCAGUAGAAGUCAUCGAGAAGGGUCAUUAUGUAGACGAUAUGUUGGCAAGUGUCGACACAGAAGCGGAUGCCGUUAAGCUUGCGCAAGACAUACGCCACAUACACCAUGAGGGUGGUUUCAUCAUGAGAAACUGGAAAUCAAAUUCCGCAUGUGUUCUGCAAGCACUUGGUGAAGUAGGACCGACCGACAAAAAUCUGGACAUGGACAAGGAGAGCGUGUUGGAGAAAGUGCUUGGAAUGUGGUGGGACACCAAAACAGAUACCUUCCAGUACAGAAUAUGCACUGAUCGCAAUCAACAGCUACUUUCUGCUCAGAAACACCCAACGAAACGAGACGUUCUUCGUGUGUUGAUGUCAGUGUACGACCCACUUGGUCUGCUGGCCCACUAUAUGAUAUCUUUAAAGCUGUUGUUCCAAGAGAUCUGGCGAGAAGGUACGGCAUGGGAUGACCAAAUUGGCGAAAAACAGUUUGAAAAGUGGAAACAUUGGUUGAACUUACUUCCUGAAGCAGAAGCAGUUCGGAUUCCUAGGUGCUACAACAUAUCACCUUCGUUAGGCAUUGAGAGGACGGUAGAGCUGCAUACGUUCGUUGACGCUAGCGAAUUGGGUUACGCUGCGGUUUGCUACUUUCGCUUCGUUGAAGGCGACCAGAUAUCUUGCUCGUUGGUUGCCUCGAAGAGCAGAGUUGCUCCGAUUAAGUUUGUUUCCAUACCGCGCCUUGAACUCCAAGCGGCGGUGAUCGGUUGCCGUUUAGCAGCGAGUGUUGCACAAGGACACACCAUCAACAUUCAUCGUCGAUAUUUUUGGACAGACGCUCGCGAUGUCAUGUGCUGGAUUAAAUCGGACCAUCGGAAGUACUCCCAAUUCGUCGCAUUUCGUGUUGGUGAAAUUUUGGAAAUGUCUGAAGUGUCUGAAUGGCAAUGGCUACGAGGAAAGUUAAACGUUGCUGACGAAGGGACUAAAUGGGAUGAUCAGCCAAGUUUCAACACAAGCUGCCGGUGGUUCACGGGACCGUCUUUUCUAUGGAGAGCGCGAUCGGAGUGGCCAGUGGAAUCCAUCGAUGAAGGAGCUAAAGAAGGAACAACAGAAGAACUCCGGCCACGUUUGUUACAUCACUACGCCCCUGAAAAUGAAAAUAUUCUGGAAGCUAAAGACUACUCGAAAUGGACUCGCCUGCAGCGGAUUUCGGCCCUGGUCCUUAGGUUCGUUGCCAAUUUGAAGCGUAAGAUAAAAGGCGCUUCACUACUUAAAGGGCCGCUGACCAGCGAAGAGCUUCGUGAAGCGGAAAUUUAUCUUUUCAAGCGCACCCAGCAACAAUGUUAUGCGGAGGAGUUUGAAAUAUUAUCAGGCAAGGAUCGGUCAACAGAUAAACCGAUUUUACCUAAAAGCAGCUCGUUAUAUAAAUUGGGACCAAAUAUGGACAAGUCUGGGUUGAUGCGUAUUCAUAGUCGCAUUGAUCUUUGCAGUUUUUCUGUUGGGAACGAACACUUUCCCAUUGUUCUACCUCGCCGUCACGCGUUGACCAAACUAGUUCUACAGGACCUCCACGAAAAAUAUCACCACCUAUGUAACGAAACCUUCGUGAAUGAGGCAAGGAGAAAGUUCUACAUUCCGAAAAUUCGCGUGGAAUGUAACAGAAUCCGCAGAGAGUGUCAACAUUGUAAAAACCGCCUGGCCAAACCUUGCCCCCCGAUAAUGGCCGAUUUACCGAAAGAACGCCUGGCGGCCUAUAUUCGGCCUUUUUCGUAUUCAGGAGUCGACUAUUUCGGACCAUAUCAGGUGAACGUCAGACGGCGUCCGGAGAAACGCUGGGGAGUAUUAGUUACAUGUUUAACAACGAGGGCUAUACAUAUUGAAAUCGCACAUAGUCUCUCAACGGAUUCGUGCAUAAUGGCACUUCAAAAUUGUUUCGGCAGACGGGGAACUCCAAUACAAAUUAUUAGUGAUCGAGGAACUAAUUUCGUGGGCGCAUCGAAAGAGCUCAAAGAAGCUCUGGCUCAAAUUGACAGUCACAAGUUGGCGGCAGAAUUCACAACGUCGUCUACUUCGUGGAAAUUCAACCCCCCCGCAUCCCCUCAUAUGGGGGGCGCUUGGGAGCGUAUGAUCCAAACAAUCAAGAAGGUCCUAUCGGAGAUCAAUCCAAGACACACUCCCACCGAUGAGAUGCUGAGAAACCUGAUGAUAAAAAUAGAGAAUAUCGUAAAUAGCAGGCCAUUGACGCACGUGCCUAUUGACGAUGAGUCGUCACCAGCAUUGACGCCAAACCAUUUUUUGGUUGGGUCAUCUAACGGUUCAAAACCGCUCGUGCCUUACCAUGAUUGCUCUAUGGUUACACGACAGUCUUGGAAGACAUCUGAUGUUUUGGCGAACUAUUUUUGGAGACGAUGGGUCAACGAAUACACUCCUGAAAUUGCUCGUCGUACUAAAUGGUUCAGCCCUAGCAAGCCGAUUGCUGUAGGAGACGUGGUGAUUAUCGUGGAUCCUACAUUUCCAAGGAACUGUUGGCCCAAAGGAAAGAUACUUGAAGUUAAAACAUCAAAGGAUGGACAGGUACGUUCAGCCAAAGUGCAGACCACCUCAGGGAUCUACGAUCGACCGGCAGUGAAACUAGCUGUGUUGGACAUCGGGGCAAAUAGUAGUACAUCGAACCAGGGUCCAAGUACUGGGGGGGACUGUUGCGAAAGCCCCUCGUCGGUGAGUACACCUUUCAUCAACCGUGCCGGUGUCGUUUGAUAGAUGUGAUGGGCGAAGCUGUCAAUGCGAGCAGAAAGGUGAGAGGUGUAAAAGCUAUUGAUGUGUACCACGCGGAAAUCAACACUCUGUUAUUGUUAAGAUUACGAAGUUUCUUGAUGAAUUAUUGCCUUAAAAUUGCUAUUGAACUAUUAUUAGAGCUUUUGUUAAACUAUUAUUACGAUAAGAUCGAACCCUAGGUUAUGCCUGACAUUGAACUAUAGCGAUCACGAAUUAACUUGCGUCCUACCUACGUCAUAUAACAGGUAAAAUUGAACAAUCUACAACCCAAAAUAGGGUAUUUGUGUAACUAAUUUGUGUAACUAUUUGUAUAGAGCUGAAUCUUGUAGCUUUCGGCACGAUCCACAUCCCUGGCUCGAACCAGAAAAACCCCAUAAAACGUAAGAUACAUGCAGCAGCGAUUAACCACUGUACUAAUAGUUCACUUGAAUCCAUUUUAGGAAAUUUUAACGUAUCGUUAAUAAAUCGUUUAAAAUUCGGAAUACUGUGUUCAUCUCGUUGCGUGAGCA
Molecule: messenger RNA, 3689 nt
Organism: Aedes albopictus (Asian tiger mosquito)
Lineage: Eukaryota; Metazoa; Arthropoda; Insecta; Diptera; Culicidae
Exons: 2
Coding region: 154-3162 (1002 amino acids)
Biological process (GO): DNA integration
Molecular function (GO): nucleic acid binding
Source: RefSeq, a predicted model, not a curated record